Messenger RNA from Ylistrum balloti, 5114 nucleotides. Its product is annotated as ATP-dependent translocase ABCB1-like. Gene Ontology annotation, biological process: transmembrane transport. The transcript is spliced from 27 exons. The record is from RefSeq and is a predicted model, not a curated record. Lineage: Eukaryota; Metazoa; Mollusca; Bivalvia; Pectinida; Pectinidae. Gene Ontology annotation, cellular component: membrane. The coding region runs from base 1 to 4053 and encodes 1350 amino acids. Gene Ontology annotation, molecular function: ATP binding; ABC-type transporter activity; ATP hydrolysis activity.
AUGAAGGGAGAUGCCAACAACCAAUCCUCAGGGCCCAACUCAAACGGCCAACCCCAUGUAGAAUAUUCUUCAGAUUCUGAAGAUGAAGCUUACAAGGCCAAUGGAAAGUCAGCUGCUGACCUCAACAGAGUCGCCCUUUCAGAUGCAAACAAUUCAGCAAAAUCGAGAGGCUCAAGUGCGAAAAGUGAUGAAGGUGAUAAAGAGAAGAAAGAUGAGGAAGAGGCAAAGAUGGUGGGAAUGUUUGAAGUCUUUAAGUUUGCUACAUGUGGUGACGUUCUCCUGAUGAUUCUGGGGUCACUAACAGCCUGUUGUCAUGGUGCUGCGUUGCCGGGAAUGAUCAUCGUGUUUGGAGACAUGAUAGAUCUGUUUGUGAAUUCUGGCCUGUACAGUACUGCAGUGGACUCCAUCUAUGCUAUCCUGGUAGCUAUGGGGUACACUCUGACAUUUACCCGGGACGAAGCUUUCUCUAAUCCAGAGUUGCUCAGAAACGUAAGUAACAUCAGUGACUACCUACCACAGCUUGACUACCAGCUGGAAAACAGCCUUCUCGACCAAAUGGGCACCUUCGCCAUUUAUUAUAUCAUAAUUGGAUGUGGUGUACUUGUGGUCGGAUAUUGUCAGGUCACUUUCUGGGCCAUUGCCGCUGAGCGCCAGUCACACAGAAUCCGGCAAGCAUUCUUCAAGAAUGUUAUUCGUCAAGAAAUAGGAUGGUUUGAUACGCAUGAAUCAGGAGAGCUGAACACCCGUUUGUCUGACGACAUUAACAAAAUCCAUGCUGGUAUCGGGGACAAGCUUGGAUCAUUCUGGCAGUGGUUUUCGGGUUUUCUGGCUGGGUUUGUAAUAGGUUUCUAUUAUGGUUGGAAACUGACUUUGGUAAUUCUCGCCAUAAGUCCACUACUAGCAGCGACAGGAUUUGUCAUGAAUAAGUUGGUGGGAACAAUGUCCAGUAUGGAGUUGAAGGCUUAUGCCAAGGCAGGAUCGGUGGCAGAAGAGGUACUCAGCUCAAUCCGAACAGUUGUCGCCUUCGGAGGACAGAAAAAGGAGUUUGUUAGAUAUGACAAAAACUUGGAACAUGCCAAGAAGAUUGGUAUAAAGAAAAGUAUCACAAGUGGAUUAUCUAUGGGAAUCAUUUGGUUCAUCAUGAUGGGGUCAUACGCUCUUGGAUUCUGGUAUGGUGCCAAGCUUGUUCGUGAUGAUGGUUACAGUAUCGGGAAAGUCCUGAUCGUGUUCUUCAGUGUGCUGAUUGGUGCGUUUUCACUUGGUAAUGCAGCUCCACAUCUCCAGAGUCUUGCAGUGGCCAGAGGAGCUGCGUACAUUAUCUUUCAACUCAUAGAACAGAAACCAGAUAUAGACAGUGAAUCCAAAGGUGGGAAGCAACCUGACAGGAUCCAGGGAAAUGUGGAUUUCCGUGGAGUACGCUUUACUUAUCCGGCACGAAAAGAAGUCGAGGUCCUGAAGGGUGUUAGCCUACAUGUGGCUAAUGGUCAGACAGUAGCCUUGGUGGGCUCUAGUGGAUGUGGUAAGAGUACCAUGGUUCAGCUACUGCAGAGAUUCUAUGACCCAACAGAAGGGCAGAUUUUGAUAGAUGGUACAGAUAUCCGUGAACUAAAUGUACCGUGGCUCAGACAGCACAUUGGUAUAGUGAGUCAGGAACCAGUCCUCUUUGCCACUACAAUUGCUGAAAAUAUCCGAUAUGGACGAGAAAACGUCACUGAUGAUGAAAUCAGAAAGGCAGCAGAGAUGGCUAAUGCUCACAACUUCAUCAGCAAUCUUCCGGACAAAUACGAGACACUGGUUGGGGAGCGAGGAGCCCAGUUGAGUGGUGGUCAGAAGCAGAGAGUAGCCAUCGCCCGUGCCCUCGUCAGGGAUCCUCGGAUUCUUCUGCUCGAUGAAGCUACAUCAGCUCUUGAUACUGAGAGUGAGGCCAUCGUACAAGAGGCUCUUGAUAAGGCCAGAGCAGGCAGGACCACCAUAGUGAUUGCACACAGGCUGUCCACCAUUAAGACUGCAGAUACAAUUGCCGGGUUUAAGGACGGUGAGAUCGUAGAAAUGGGGACACACGACCAAUUAAUGUCUCAGGGAGGUGUAUACAAGACACUGGUAACACUACAGACCCAGGAUAGAGACGAGGAAGAGGAUGAUAUCAUUGCCGCAUAUGUUGGUGAUGGCAAGAAACCUUCAGCACAUGGACAGUUAAAAAGGCUUUUGUCCACGACGUCUGACCCCGGAAGUGCAGGAGAGGAGGAGGAAGAUUUGAAAGGCGACAAAAAGGAAAAAAAGAAAAAGAAAGAAAAGGAAGAAUCGGCUCCAUUUUCUCGUGUCAUUCGCCUCAAUGCUCCGGAGUGGCCUUACAUCUUGCUUGGGUCUUUCUGUUCAUUGUUGAACGGUGGUGUACAGCCAGCCUUUGCUGUCAUCUUUGCUGAAGUCAUUGGUGUGUUUGCUGAAGAUGAGGAGACCCAGAAAAAAAAUGUGGCUAUGUACUCUCUGAUAUUGGUUGGCAUUGGUGCUGGAAGUUUCUUUGCUAUGUUAGGACAGGCUUACUUAUUUGGGAAAUCAGGAGAAUGCUUGACAUUAAGGAUCAGACAGAUGGUAUUUAGGGCCAUGUUGAGACAGGACAUUUCCUGGUUUGACGACCAAAAGAACAGCACAGGAGCUCUGACAACACGACUAGCUACAGACGCAUCACAGAUCCAGGGGGCUGCUGGAGCACGUAUUGGUACAUUUUUCCAGUCCUUAGCUAAUAUGGGAACUGCCAUUAUCAUUGCCUUCAUCUAUGGAUGGAAGCUUACGCUGGUGAUCUUUGCUUUCCUUCCAAUCAUUGCCUUAGCUGGAAUGCUGGAAAUGAAGAUGUUGACUGGUGUUGCUGGGCAAAACAAGGAGGCUCUGGAAGAUGCAGGGAAAAUUGCUACAGAGGCAAUUGAAAACAUUCGGACAGUAGCGAGUUUGUCAAAGGAGCCGAAGUUUUUGAAGUUAUAUGUUGCUGAUUUGGAGAUCCCCUACAAAGCUGCUUUAAGGAAGGCCCAUCUAGUGGGAUUUGCCUUCUCUCUGUCCCAAGCUGUAUUAUUCUUUGCCUAUGCAGCUUCUUUUUACUUCGGGGCAUACCUUAUCAAGAAUAAUGAAAUGAACUUUGUCGAUGUGUUCAAGGUAUUCUCGGCCAUUGUAUUCGGAGCUAUGGCUGUGGGACAAGCAAGUGCUUUUGCACCAGAUGCAUCAAAAGCUGGGGUAUCUGCAGCAGCAAUUUUCAAGCUCCUUGAUCAGGAACCAAAAAUCGACUGGGAAUCUGAAGAAGGGCAAAAACCAGACAAGUUCAGCAGUGCUGUAUCAUUUAGGAACACAAAAUUUAGAUAUCCUACACGCCCUGAUAUCAAAGUACUACAGGGACUUAAUCUAGAUGUUGCUCCUGGAGAAACCCUCGCUCUGGUGGGGGCCAGUGGAUGUGGCAAGAGCACGACAGUACAGCUUAUAGAGAGGUUCUAUGAUCCUGAUGAAGGUGUAGUGCUAUUUGACAGAUAUCCAAUACCAGACCUGAAUGUACAAUGGCUACGAGAACAGAUCGGCAUUGUGUCCCAAGAGCCAAUCCUCUUUGACUGCAGUAUUGCAGAAAACAUUGCAUAUGGCGACAACACAAGAGAAAUCCCGAUGGACGAGAUCAUUGCUGCUGCUCGAAAAGCGAAUGUCCAUGAGUUUAUAUCCUCAUUACCAGAUGGGUACGAGACAAGCGUUGGUGAUAAAGGCACACAACUCAGUGGUGGACAGAAACAACGAGUGGCUAUUGCUCGGGCCCUGGUCAGAAACCCAAAGAUUCUGUUGUUGGAUGAGGCGACAUCAGCCUUGGACACAGAGAGUGAAAAGGUUGUACAGGAAGCCUUAGACAAGGCCAGGGAGGGGCGGACUUGUAUUGUAAUCGCUCAUCGUCUGUCCACUAUCCAAAACUCUGACAAAAUCUGUGUCAUUAAGCAUGGUGAGGUAGCAGAGGAGGGUCGUCAUGGGGAUCUCAUGUCCAAACAAGGAAUUUACUACAAAUUGCAAACUGCACAGGCUCGCAAAAAAUAGAAAGCUAAUCUCUGAAGAUAUUUCAAAGUGCUGCAAUUUACUGUGCCUUUUUAGUCUUACCUCUGCAGGACAUGGAGCCAGCAAAGUAUGACUAAUGUCCUACAUUUUGUCCGUAGAUUAGAAAACAGUCCAAGUGCUUUUAAGUUUCUCUUGGUUAUAAUAACUAAAUGAAAGAUUUCGGAAUGAAAACUUAUGAAACCCAUAGGUAGACACCUUUCUCUACAGGACAAUGGGCAUUAGGCUCUGGACGUUUUUAAAUGGCACUCUUUAUAAUCAAUUUUUGGAAAUAUUUAAUAAAACAUUUGUGAUGGCGAAUUAUUAUGUACAUCUGCAUCAUAAUAAGUCUUAUUAUACGUCACAUCAUGUUUUAAGUAAAAUAUACAUGGAACAAAGAAAUCAAAACCAUAUUUUUUUUGUUUAAUUACUAUAAACAUAUGUGUGUAAACAUAUGUAUGUUAGUGUAAAUGUUAUUUCAGCAGUGUUCUUGCUGAAAGUAUUGUGCUAAGAUAUGAUAACACUAAUUGUUGUUUCUCAAUGCUAUUCAUAUGGCAACAUCUGAGAUGCGUUAUUUUAUCAUUUACUUAUUUGAUUUGAUAAAGUGCUCUAAAUUAAAUUUUUUUACAAUAUAGGUAGACUUAUAUACAAUAUAAAUAUUAGUGUUCAGCUAGAAACCAAAUCUUUGUUCUUAUUUAUCUGAAACCUCAAUACUAAAGUUUUUGAGAUCAUUGAAGCAAUAUGCUUAUGUUCAAAUUGUUGUUGAUAUUGGGAUGUUUGCUGAGAAGUUGUAAAGUAUGGAAGAAUCUGUGGCAAAAUGCAGCUUUGUUUGUGAGGCAAAGUGGAGGACCAUUGAUUUUUAUAUAUUGACCUGAUAAUGAAAACUUUUGUGAUAUUCUCAUACUGGUAUUGAUAAAACAGACCAUGACAUGUUAUAUUUUGAUAAGAUUGAAAAAAGAUAGUAAGAAUUCCCUUAAAAUAUGUGACCAAAACACAAUGUAUGUCAUUUCAGGUAUACGUUUUGUAUUUCUGAGAUAAUUUUUGAUGCUAAAAGUUUAAAACAAAUC